AUGACACCUGGUGCUCCACCGUUUGAUAAUUGCCUACCAAAGCCGAAGUUUCGAGCGAACCAGAGACGUCUUCUUGGCGCUGAGCAGACCGCGACGGCUGGUAUGAGAAAGAUUUCGAAAAUCAAAGCUGAACACAGGAAGACCUCGAAGGUUUCGGGCAUUGGUGCAGAAAGUUGUGAUGACGAGAUCUCAAAAGGAAAACAAGAUUCCUUAGCAGUAAAUCUUGCUAGUUGUACCCCUAGUACAUCCGGUAAAUAUAUCGGUGACAGCCAUAUCGAGGUUAGCGACGAGGAUGGCGACAACUAUUCGUCUUGUCCUGAAGAUGUGAACAAAGGCAAAAACCAUAGCGUACAACGACUGGAUAGAUUCUGCAAAGAUGUUUUUUCGCUAAAAGAGGACGGACAUAGUGCACGCAAUUUCUAUGUUGUUAAAAGUGACGGACGACCUGCUGAAAUGUUCCGGACGGACCUUUUUGAUAAGCUGCGUAAGGGUAUAGAUGCCAACCAAGAUAGCGAUGACGAAUACAUUCCAGGAAAUGGCUUGAUUCGGAUGACAGAUAGGUGGCGUGCGGAGUGGAGUAACGGGAUACAGGUUCCAUUGAGACCAAGUUACCUGAACAGUUCUGGGGUGCGCAAGACUGUUCUCAGUCGGGAUUCUUCCAUUAACACCAGUAUUCAACGUAAAAGACGGCAAUUGAUGAAGAAGUUCUUUGCCAAACCAUUCGGACAUGCUGCAGUAGACCCACUACGCUUUUAUGAAUGCACGGCUCUAGAUAAGCAGUGGCUAAAAUUGUUGAAUGAGCACCUUUCUAAUGUGGGAAAAUCACCAUUGUCAAUGGAAAAGUUCUUGGAGAUAAUGAAUGAUUUCGAAAUCGAAUGCUACAAGAAUAUCCACCGGAAACUUCUGGAGCCACUACAUUCUCCCAGUUCCCGUGCUGCUGAGCAAGACGAUGAAGCUCCUUGUGAUAUAUGUCGAGUACAUGAAUGCGAGCCCGACGAUGAAAUGGUAUUCUGUGAUGGAUGUAACUUAUGUGUUCAUAUGUCAUGCUAUGGAUUGCAAGAGCUGCCAGCUGGCGAAUGGCUGUGCAUGAAAUGCCGACUGUAUUUUGGUCAUGAUCCUCCGUGCAUUUUAUGUCCUACGAUAGGUGGAGCACUGAAAUGUGUCGAUGAGAGCGAUGAGUGGGCGCAUGUGGUAUGCGCACUAUGGUUACCUGAAUGUCGACUAAAGCAGGAUCCGUUGAUCGUCGCUGCUGUAUUUGAAUUUUGGAGGAGGAAAAGAUUACAUCUAAAUAAUGGCAGACCGCUCAUUGACAAUCUUCAGGACGAAAUCAGGGGAAAGGAUCUAGUGGAUCUUGUUCUACGUCGAUGUUUGGCAAAACAUUCACUUACGACCGUACAUUUGAAGGCUAUUAUGGUGUUGUGUUCUAAAAGCAUUAUUGAUGAUGCAGAGAACAAAGCUGAAGAAAUUUGUAACUUCAAGGAAGCGUUCUGUGUUCAAACGAAUAGUGAUACGCAGUUCGAUAAGUCCACUUCCCCUUCAUCAUCUCUUGUAGACUUAAGUCAUCUAAGCUUGCGGCACACGCCAAGAUCUCAGAAGAAGCGGGAAGAGGAACUUGAUGAGAUGUCAUUAUCUGAUCCGUCAUGUCGUUCGCAAUUAAAUGGGUUGUUCCUAAGGAAGCGUAAAGUGAAGCAAGAAAAUUUUGUUCCUGACCAGUUGAAGGACGAGGAAAAUAUUCGAAGAAGAAGUCUUCGUAGUUGGAAAGAUCAGUCUGUAGUGGAGAAUGAGGAGACUGUCACAGUGAACAACAUUACACAGAGUGAAAAUCGAAACAAUUCAGUCGAUGUGGAACAAGCAUGUUCACCAACAUCUAAGCAAGAUCAUUAUCUAAACAGCUCUGUUAAUCGUGAACUGUCAAGUGAUGAAAUGACGAUGAACAGAGUUAACAGUUCCAUUAAAUGUAAUGUCAGUAACACCGUGGUUUCAUUGGAACAGUUUUACUCAAUCCGGAACAACAACAGAAUGAUUCUCAAGCGACGUCGAUCUGAAUCAAAGAAGCCGACAGGGAAGUUCGGUUCGCCUUUACGCAAGCGUCGUAGAACCGUAGCAGAAACCUCUACUACUAAAGUGGCACUGCUUGAAUCACUUAACUCGAAAGAUUUUGACAAGGACUCCAAACAACGGUACAGUAUUUUCUAA
Messenger RNA from Angiostrongylus costaricensis, 2196 nucleotides. NCBI's taxonomy places the organism in Eukaryota, Metazoa, Nematoda, Chromadorea, Rhabditida, Metastrongylidae. The record is from the annotation of a GenBank genome assembly.